Messenger RNA from Exophiala mesophila, 802 nucleotides. RefSeq lists its product as uncharacterized. The coding region runs from base 93 to 665 and encodes 190 amino acids. The transcript has a single exon. Lineage: Eukaryota; Fungi; Ascomycota; Eurotiomycetes; Chaetothyriales; Herpotrichiellaceae. The record is from RefSeq and is a predicted model, not a curated record.
UGGUCUGUAAAUCCAGGCACCAGGAGUGGCACGGUGGCAAACGAAUCCCCCUCGCCAAAUCAGAACUCUUUCCAUCUCAAGGAUGAAGUCACAUGCGGUCACAGGCAAACGACAUUCCAGCGUGGCCACAAACCUUGCCUAUUUAUUCGUUGACCAUCCACGAUCCGAGUGAGAAGCAUCCAGGCAAUAUAAAUUCAUUGUUCUCGACUUACACUGCAAAAGUAUCACACUACCUUAGACCCUCUCAUACACACCUCGACUCAACGUCGGACGACAACACCAUGUCUUCAUCCGGCAAUCAGACCAACUCCCUGUCUUCGGGAUCCUACAGUUCCGUCUCAUACAGCUCGGCCAGCUACAGUAGCUCCAGCUCCAGCGACCCCACAGGCCACAGUGCCACAUUUACCCAAAUGACGUCCUCCAACGACCGCGACGGCACUACGGUCCGACGCACCGCCCAUGAAACUGGUCAGCCGGAUUUCGAUGAGACGAGACACUACCCAACUCAAGGGGGCCAGACCACUAUCGAGGGUGGUCAAGGUGGCGGCAACGAUGCAGCGAGGGUCCAGGACGUGACAGAUGAGGAUCCGGAGCAGGCGGCCAGGGAUCGAGAGUACGAGGAACGCAUGGAGGACGAGUAUGCCAAACGUGAAGGCGGCGCUUAAUUUUGAGUCUGUUUUGCUUUGCGACAUUCUAGGUUCAGACUGUACAACAAGGACUUUAACGAGGCAAAUGAGUUUUCCAGCAGAUAGCUGUAAUUUGUAUCUCCUCUAAUCAUAUCAUCUCUCAUUCUUUUUCUCAA